Messenger RNA from Leucoraja erinaceus (little skate), 1189 nucleotides. It is a transcript of the gene nsmce1, whose product is annotated as NSE1 homolog, SMC5-SMC6 complex component. Gene Ontology annotation, biological process: double-strand break repair via homologous recombination; DNA damage tolerance. Gene Ontology annotation, molecular function: ubiquitin-protein transferase activity. Lineage: Eukaryota; Metazoa; Chordata; Chondrichthyes; Rajiformes; Rajidae. The transcript is spliced from 7 exons. Gene Ontology annotation, cellular component: Smc5-Smc6 complex; nucleus. The record is from RefSeq and is a predicted model, not a curated record. Bases 20 to 796 code for a protein of 258 amino acids.
AGGAAACCGAGGUGUCGCCAUGGCAACAGCACUAAAUGAUGGCCAGCGACGAUUCCUACAGACAAUGAUGUCACAGGGGAUCCUGGAAGGCUCUGUAACACGGAAGUUGCACAAGCAUUGCUGUGAAAUACACAAGGUGCAUUACAGACAUGACCAGCUGGACGAGUUUAUCAAAAAUAUCAACACUCAUCUGCAGCCUUUGUUCAUGGAGAUCAGGAAAGGGAUGAGUGAGGAUGAUGGACAGCAGUAUUAUGCUUUGAUUAACCUCGCUGAGACAGAGAUCACUGGGAUGGCUUGCGAUUACACAGAAACUGAACUGGAGUUGUUCAAGAAAACGUUGGACUUGGUUCUCGAGUCAGAGAGUGGCAUUGCUUCUUCUACGGACAUUCUGAACCUGGCUGAUCAACUGCAGCCCAAGAAAAUGAAGAAGAAGGAAGCGGAGCAGGUUCUGCAGAGAUAUGUGCAGGACAAGUGGCUCUGUGAGGCAAAGGGCGAGUACAUUCUCAGCACUCGUUGCAUUAUGGAGCUAGAACAAUACAUUCGCAACAUGUACCAGGACCUGGUGAAAGAGUGCAACAUCUGCCACAACAUCGCAAUCCAGGGUCAAACGUGCGAGUUGUGUGCGGCCAGGAUCCAUCUUCCCUGCGCUGCCAAGUAUUUCCAAGGUCGGGAUGACCCUUGCUGUCCACACUGCAGAGAGUUCUGGCCUCAUGAGAUCCCAGCUGUCCACAGGACUGAGCCAUCAAUGCCCCCUCCCUCCUCCACGCCCAAGACUCGACACCGUCAUCGGGAAUGAGGCAUCACGCAAAAUGUAGCAGCCGUUGAACGGAGGGAGGCGAGGGGAAGGAUUUGCUGUUCAGAGCCGAGGCACAUUCCUGCAUUAAAUAGGUUUGCUUCCAGUCAGUUGGACUCGUGGAGCUGACACACUGAACCUUGUGGUUUAACUGUACUGCUGUGUGUUACAGUGCAGGAUAUGGUGCCUCCACUAAGCAGCACUCUGCUCUUGCCAGUUUGUAAUAUACUUCGAUGCCCCUUCAGGUGGGGAUUUGGACACCUUUGUAUUCUCUAUCUGAACCCAUCCCACAGUGGCCCAGUUCUGGGAAUUAAUGUUAAAUCUUGUUCCCAUAAUCAACAGACUCAAAUGUGAUUGAGAUAAGCUGUUUUCUAAUAAAAUGACUUUUAACAUUUA